Messenger RNA from Daldinia vernicosa, 2021 nucleotides. Its product is annotated as PQ-loop-domain-containing protein. The record is from RefSeq and is a predicted model, not a curated record. The transcript has 2 exons. The coding region runs from base 352 to 1419 and encodes 355 amino acids. Gene Ontology annotation, cellular component: fungal-type vacuole membrane. Gene Ontology annotation, biological process: basic amino acid transmembrane export from vacuole. Lineage: Eukaryota; Fungi; Ascomycota; Sordariomycetes; Xylariales; Hypoxylaceae.
AGUUUGUGCGUCAUCAGCUACUAACCUACCUGGAACAGAAACUUUUCUUUGUUCCGGGGGGCCGCUAUGGCUAUGGCGUAACAUGCCAUUUUCGUCAUCUUGAAAAUUCCUUUCGCGAACAACUCCUUUCUAAUCGUUCUUUCUAAUCGUUUAACUACUUGUAGUUGUAACUAUUUAACUAUUCAUAAUUGGAUAUCUUACUUUACUCUCUAAGCUUACACAUGUUAACCUAGUAUAUUAUUAUCUUCGCUGACGCCUUUUCUAUGUGCCAUUGGAGCUUUGGUUACCCCUGACGUUGGUCUUAUUGCAGGUCUUAUUGCACAACCAUUGUCCCCUGAACUUGCGCUAUAGAUGGCUCCUCCUACCUGGCCUUUGAACCUCGAUGUCGAAGCCAUAUCAGGUAUCUGCGGCUCCAUCUCGAUUGCGGCAUGGGUCGUAGUCUUCUCUCCCCAGAUCAUAGAAAAUUUCCGACGAGGCUCCGCCGACGGAUUGUCCGUUCCUUUUAUCAUCCUCUGGCUGCUUGGCGAUGUCUUCAAUAUACUUGGCGCCAUACUUCAAGGCGUACUGCCGACAAUGCUCAUCCUAGCAAUUUACUACACGAUAGCCGAUUUCGUUCUUUUGGCGCAAUGCUUCUACUACAAGGGUUUUACGUGGAAGGACGAAAUCCCGUCGCCCCAGCCGAAACCGCCGAACGUCGUAAUUGUCGAUGAGCCUACUGAGAGAACAGGAUUGUUAAAUGGCCACCUGGAUGAAAGAGAAAGAAGAGGCAGUGAGUGGUCUCAUCUGAAUCCGACUGUGCCUAUGGUGUCAGAGGCUCCGGUCACGCCCCCGCCUACGCCAACGAGACUACAGUCAGUAAUAUGGAAUUCGGUAGCUGUCCUUAUGGUUUGCGUAGCGGGCGUGCUUGGAUGGCUGUUGAGCAGACAGUAUUCAAACGGUCAGUCCGAUUCACCCGCGGACGAGGGUCUUCCUUCAUUCGAUCUUUGGGGUCAGAUCUUCGGUUGGCUAUGCGCUCUUCUCUACCUUGGGUCAAGGCUCCCCCAAUUGCUGCUUAAUUGGCGUCGUAAAUCAACCGAAGGUAUAAGCAUCCUAUUCUUCCUCUUUGCUUGCCUGGGAAAUUUGACCUAUGUCCUUUCAAUCUUCGCCUACGAGCCUCACUGUGCCAAAUUACAAUGCGAGCCUGGUGAGGCAGAGCGGAUAUAUGGGAGAUACAUACUUGUCAACUCCAGCUGGUUAGCUGGUAGUCUAGGGACUUUGCUCUUAGAUCUAGGCAUAUUCGCUCAAUUUUUCAUCUAUAGUAAGGAUAAGUCAGCAGACGAAGAGGCUAUCGAUGACGAAGAAACUAUUGCCGAUGAUGGGUACAUCGAGGAUCGGCCGCUUCUGCAGCGGACUGGUUCUGGUCUCCCAUAUAUUCCCUAAACUGGAGGGAUAACAGCACUCCGUACUAAUAAUUGCAUUCACCGGCUUACAAAAUGGAUUUGGUACUGGAACGGAAAAGGAUAAUGGAGUUCGGGUUUAUAUUUAUUCUCCCUUCAUCUAAGAGAAAAUUUGGAAGUGUGUAGCCAGGCUACUGACAAGACGUUGCAUUCUUAAUACCAAACAGGGAGAUUCAGGCCGGUGUACUAUAUUAUUCUUUGAAAUACAGUUGGGAUAUGCAGCAAUGCUUCAAGGAAGGUGGAACUAAAGGCUGCUUUUUAUCAUCCAAUCCUUUAUUUCGAACAGUUAUAUACUCUUGCUCCUAGGCAGACAGUUUAACCUUUUCAUAUACAAUAGUGAAUACUGUCAAUAUAUCACCUAGGUUCUGCUUCCUUUCUAUAAGUUGUAUGAUACGAGGUAACUAGGUACCUACUCAUAUAUUCGAAACUGUCGCCGUUGAGACCAUUUAACCGCCAGGUCUCUAGGGACCGUUGAGAUAUAUACUAUCGAAUCUGUUUUGCAGCACCCUGGAAUAGACAUGACUAUUUAUAACCAAGGAUCUUGUUCUAGGUGUCGAUAGACUUAAUCUAGAUCAUAUGCAUUAC